AUGUUCCUCGCAAAGUCUCCAAUUACAACUGCCAGCAAGGGUGUCUUGAGCCCCUCAUCUCACAUUCCCAUUAUGGCAUCGGCCGCACGAUGGAGAGGAUUCUCAACUACACCGAGCGCAUAUCAAGGAGCUACUCUGUUACAGGAUAAGGAAAACGGCUUUGGGUUCGCCAGGUCUAACCCUAGACCUAUCAAGCCUAGAUCCAAGGGCGUGACUGAGAUUCGAGGUCCAUACUAUUCAGUUAUGGGCAAACGAUACCUAGCAGAUGUCCUCGAAACGAUGGGCAACCAUGUAGAUGGUCUCAAGUUUGCAGGAGGUUCCUUCUCUCUGUUUGAAGAGAAGCCCUUGCGCGAACUGAUUGAUCUGGCCCACGAACACGGCGUAUAUGCCUCGACGGGCGGAUGGGCCGAACAUCUCCUUACACAUCCCGACCCGAACACUGUAUUCGACCGUUACCUGACAAAGUGCAAAGAUCUCGGCUUCGACGUAAUUGAACUAUCCUCCGGCUUCCUUUCGAUUCCAGAAGAUGACUGGCUCCGCCUCGUCGACAAAGUCCAUUCAUACAAACUGGAAGCAAAGCCCGAGCUGGGUAUUCAGUUCGGUGCUGGCGGGGACACACCUGCCUCUGGACUUGAAGCAAUCGGUACAUCAGACCCCGGCAAGCUGGUUAACCUAGGCCAUAGAUUCCUCGAUGCAGGUGUGAAACGGUUGAUGAUUGAGUCGGAGGGAAUCACAGAGAAUGUCACCUCCUGGCGGACUGAUGUGGUGUCCCGGAUUAUGAAGGAGCUUCCUUCUGAACGGGUGAUGUUUGAAGCUGCUGAUCCUAAGGUGUUCAAUUGGUAUAUUCGGGAGUUCGGCAUUGAUGUUAAUCUGUUUGUGGACCAUAGCCAGAUUGUGCAGUUAGAGUGUUUGCGCUCUGGUAUCUGGGGGACUGCGGAUACUUGGGGGAAGAUUGUUUCAUUCCGUAACUAG
Molecule: messenger RNA, 972 nt
Organism: Penicillium antarcticum
Lineage: Eukaryota; Fungi; Ascomycota; Eurotiomycetes; Eurotiales; Aspergillaceae
Product: phosphosulfolactate synthase
Exons: 6
Coding region: 1-972 (323 amino acids)
Source: RefSeq, a predicted model, not a curated record